Molecule: messenger RNA, 3731 nt
Organism: Aspergillus candidus
Lineage: Eukaryota; Fungi; Ascomycota; Eurotiomycetes; Eurotiales; Aspergillaceae
Product: HET-domain-containing protein
Exons: 2
Coding region: 239-3679 (1146 amino acids)
Source: RefSeq, a predicted model, not a curated record
CAGGUGCAGUGGCCGCACCUUGUUGAUUUUUCACUGAUAGAGUGGAUCUGUUAUAGUCCAGCCCAGUCUGAUCCCACUAGGCUCUGGCAGGGAAUUUUACUGUUGAGCCUGUGGAGAGGGCAAAGCACGUCUAAGCCCCACCACAGUCACAACGGCUAACACCUCGUUGGAUGUCGCCCAGUCUCAUUUGCUUUUCACAAUAAUCAUCCCUGUUGCACUUCGUGUAGUGGGAUUUGUUAUGAUGAAUGAACCAAGGGAUCAGGGUCCCCAAGAAAUGGAACUCCUGGCCAGCACGGAGCAAGGUAUAGAAAACCCUAUCCUUGUAAUCCCCACCUCUCCAGACGAAGAGGCCACGAACGACACGAGCCGCGCACCACCCAUAAUACAUGAAGGGGUCUUCUGCGAUGGGCCAUCUUGUGGCAAUGAUUCCGACCCACACCCUAUCCAGGGUACACGGUUCAAAUGCGCGACAUGUCCAGAUAUGAACUUUUGCAUGGAUUGUCUGCUAGAUGACGCGAAUGCUCACACCAGAACACAUCCGCUUCUGAAGUGUACCACACCAUCAGCACUUCCUAGGUACCGGGAACGAUUGAAAGCUUCCCAGACGAAAAACAAGCCAAGCAAGGGAGACCACCCGGUGCGACGGCACGAGUUACACAGUAUCCGCUUUGAAGGUAUCCAGAAUCAUGUCACCCAAACGAUGUUGAGUGAUGUAAUGGCACGCAAAAAUCGUGAAGGGAUACAUGACCCCGCGGUCCGGCAGAUGGUCGAAGAACUAAAUCAUGUCCUCUCACGAGUGGGCAGAGAAACAACAAAUGCCCUAGAUGUCCUGGAGAUGGACCGACCUGAUAAAGAACCCCUCACGAGCGAGGUAAUGGACAGAAUCGCAGUCUCCUUUGUGACUGACGAUUCACCACGGCCUGGGCAGAAGCAGAGUUCACUGGCCAACGCGAAUCAGGAGGAGAAGUGGUCCCAGUAUAGGCACCAUCAUUUUGUCCGUCGAUGGGGCCUGUUCAGUGAGGAUGAUGGACGAGACGAGGAAUGGUGGAUCGAGGAUCCGGAGAUAUUCGACGAAGAGGAUUCCCGCUAUCUCUGCGAAAUGUGCCGUCAUAUUAACUUCAAGGCACUGUUCACCCAAAGAGGCCUGCCAGGCAACACCGAGCCCGGGCCAACUGAUAUCACUAUAUACGGGCUGGAGCACGUCAUGGCCGGCAAUCGCGCAUGUGCAUUCUGUCGGCUCCUACGAAGAUCAUUCACGGAGAAUGGGUUGCCGGCCGAUGGCGGUCGGGAAAUCUUCGAAGGACAGGAGAUAACGCUCAAAAUUCUUGACGAAGGGCCAGAGUAUGGUCUCCGGCUAGAGAUAUCGCUUCCUCUCGGUCUUACUCACGCCCAAUAUCACUCGCUGCCUCCCGUUCUGAUUCAAUGGGCCGAGGGUGGGGAUGAACAACAUCCUGGAGGGCGAGUGAUACGGCAAGAAUAUACCGAUCUAACGCUUCUCAAAACUUGGAUUGACACCUGCGACCGCUGUCACUCCGUCCAGGACGACCAGCACUCGACGGAUGUGCAGGAAGACGCCCUCCAGCUCCGUUUCAUCGAUGUCCACGCAAAUCGCAUCGUGACACCCGAAACACUCCCCCGAUACGCCUGCCUAUCGUAUGUCUGGGGAGGUGUCAGUGGGACCCAGUACACAUCAGACACGAGAGCCGACCUUGAGGCGGAAAACGGGCUGUACCAUGCGUCGGUGACGCUGCUGCCCACCAUUCGAGAUGCAAUGAAAGUGGCGAAAGCAAUCGGGAUUGACUACCUCUGGGUUGAUGCUCUGUGUAUCCUUCAAGACAACGAAGAAGACGUGGGCCGAAACAUCGCUGGUGCAGGGUUAAUCUACAGCGGCGCAGCGCUGACUAUUAUUGCCUCCACCAAUUCCAAUCCGAACCACGGUCUUCCUGGGGCUAGCACCGUGCCUCGGUCAAAGGGCCAGAUCCGAGAGACAGUCCAAGGGAUGUGCUUGGCCACGGUAUUCCACAACCCUCGCAGACAACUGGAGGACAUUGAAAAGACGGUAUGGAACACUCGCGCGUGGACAUAUCAGGAGCGACAGCUGUCCCACAGAACCGUGUACUUCACCGAGUCGGAAAUGGUAUUUAUGUGUCCCCACGCGACUUGUUUUGAGGACACCGUCCCAGCAAUGAAUCUCAACUGGAAACCAUUGGCGAAUAAUGAUCUCCUCAAUUCAGACCCCCGGGGGAUCGAGUUCCAAAUAUGGUCCGACCCAACACAGCGCUGGUUUCCGAACAAGGCCUUUGAGACAAGUGGUGGCAGUAUAACUAUGGUGGCAGUCGAUGCGGACGGGCAAAAAGAGCGCGCGCCAUGCUCCGAUCCUGCCCCAUUAUACCGCAUCACUCGACUCUCCGGACCGCAUCUGCCCGGUCGACUAGAAGAUCAUGCUGAGGCCAUGACCCCAUGGAAGAGAUACACUAACGCAGUGAGCCAAUACACAAAACGGAUGCUAAGUUUCGAUGAAGAUGCCGUGAGGGCCUUCGCUGGUAUGAGGGGUUUGAUCGCCAGAGGGGCCAAUACGCGAUUCUGGUACGGCAUGCCCGAGUUUGCCUUUGAUCGAGCAUUACUUUGGUACCCGAAACAGCUCGUCGAACGAAGAAGGCAGGGUGAACGCUCGUUGUUUCCCAGCUGGACCUGGGCUGCAUGGCAAGGCUCUAUCCACUACAAAGGCAAGGGGUGGCACAACUCGCAGUACCAUGGACCAGCCUCGGUCAUCAAUUGGUACCAAAACCUGAGUCGGCAAGACUUUCUUUCUCGAUAUCCUAUCGAUACUAACUCGGGACGCCCCAUGGAGGAGGUGAUCGAGGGGUCGAAGCUUGAUCGGUUUCUUUCUUCACUGGACCCUGACGAGGUGAACAAGGUCACAGACCCGUCGGAUGGCUGGAUAUCGCAGUUUGACGAAACCUCCAACCAGCACUAUUAUACCCAUAAAUCAUACCCAGGACUCAAUUUUGAUUACCCGGUUUAUCUUCCGGGUCAGGAAGUCCCAGAGCGGCCGGAUCCCGAAGGGGUUGUGUACUUCAAUGCGCAUACCGCAGAGAUUCAACUGUAUGAUGUGAGUAGUACUGUUGGCUCCGCACCAGAGCCGCCCCGGGAUAAAUUCAUCCAGAUUGGGUUCCAUGACGAGAGAAGAUCAGCAAACUACCGCCCCCCAUGGAAACGCAUUCUCUACCAUCAAGGCUACCGAUGUGGCUUUCUUGUCCUCAAUAUUCCGUUCGACGAUAUUCAAAACGCCCCCGCGGACGGAAACUACUAUCUUGCUGCCAUCUCCAGAGAUUCUCUCCCCGAGAUCCCCACCCCUGGUAAUAAGGGCUUGGCAUAUAGGGCGCUGGAUCCACGACAGGCCCAGUACUUCAUAUACAAAGAGAGUCAAGAGGACGACCCGCUGGCUUCAUAUGACGCACCUGAUCCCACAGCACCACCCGAUGCCCUACCCAAGUCAGAAAACGGCGAUCCCCAUUGGGAUGAAGGGCGAUUUUCGACAUCAAUGGCGUUUCCGAUGUAUAACGUACUUCUACUUCGAGCCAACGGGAGAUUUUCGGAGCGUGUGGGCGUCGGCAAGAUUCACUUCCAUGCAUUUCACCUCGCUUCUCGCAAAACUAGUCUCAUCAUGUUGAAAUGAGACUGGUCGCUCUCGACCGGUGACAGGUUGGGACAAAGUAGGAAACCCGUUC